This is a messenger RNA of Ipomoea triloba (trilobed morning glory), 1323 nucleotides long. RefSeq lists its product as uncharacterized. NCBI's taxonomy places the organism in Eukaryota, Viridiplantae, Streptophyta, Magnoliopsida, Solanales, Convolvulaceae. The transcript has a single exon. The coding region runs from base 1 to 1323 and encodes 440 amino acids. Gene Ontology annotation, molecular function: nucleic acid binding; zinc ion binding. The record is from RefSeq and is a predicted model, not a curated record.
AUGAGUUCGCCGGCCGAAAAAGGCAGAUCGUCGGAGGAACAAGACUUACUAGUUCGCAGCACCAAGAAACCAAAACGAAAUAUUGGUAUGCAGGAAGGAAACUCAUCCGUUCCAAUGGCGGUGGAGAAUCAAGAGUCGUCUUUGUCUGAUAAGGACGACAACCAGCCGGAAUUCCUCACACCGCCUUCAGCCUCCUAUAGACAAGCCUUGCAGGGGAUUAAAACAACAGUUCCUUUGAAUAAAGAAACAAUUGAAGAGACAGUAUCUGAUGAUGAAGAGAUGGAUGAAGCCCAUAUCAAUCCAGAAUAUCCUGUGAUCACGGUUACGAAAGCUGAAAAAGAACGAUUGCGAAGGCCGUGGCGGCGUUCGCUAAUUAUCCAUGUACUGGGUCGAUCAGUGGGAUAUUCUUAUCUCCUUCGAAGGCUUCAAGUCCUCUGGAAACCUGAAGAACAAAUGGAACUGAUUGCUCUUGCCCAUGACUAUUUUCUUGUCAAAUUUGAUUCUCAACGGGAUCUUGAUUUUGCAAGAUUCGAAGGCCCCUGGAAGAUCUUGGGGCAUUACCUUGUUGUGCAGGAAUGGGCUCCUAAUUUUGAUCCGAUUGAGAACAAGACAGAGAAGCUAAUAGUGUGGCUACGGUUGCCAGCGAUCCCUAUUGAGUACUUUGAUGAAGAUUUCCUCAAGAAGAUAGGCAAACAAAUCGGUCGGCCAAUCAAGAUAGAUGACACUACGAGUUUGGUUUCCAAAGGUAAAUUUGCCCGCGUUUGUGUAGAGAUUGAUGUCACAAAGCCUUUAGUGGCGAAGUUCAACUUCUUGCAGAAACUCUGGCCAAUUGAAUAUGAGGGGAUCCACCUUGUAUGUUUCAAGUGUGGAUUGUAUGGUCACCGACGUGAACAAUGUGGAGUGACAACAGGUCCAGAAGCAAACUCUGAACCAAGACAUGAACCUGAGAAUGGUGAUGCUGGAGGGAAGGAUAACGCCACCACCUCAACUGCUCCAUUGAGAGUCAAAACACCUGUGGUGACCCCUCAUGCAACUGAGAAAUAUGGAACUUGGAUGUUGGUAUCGUGUAAGGAGAGACAACCUAUGAAGAGAAUGGGAGAGAGAAGCAGAUACACCAAUAGAGAGCAGCAGGUCAAUGUAGACAGAGUUAAUCAGCAGAUGGGAGGAAAUGUAUCAAGAUUUGCUCCUCUGCAGAAUCUGGAAGAGGAGAACCAGACAGACGAUGUUAUGCAUCAACAAAAUAAUGCACCUAAGAAACUAUCUACAACACAAGGAUGGCAGAGGAGUGCAAAGAUCACAAACGAGCACACUGAUGAAGUGUAG